Diabrotica balteata is the source of this 1410-nucleotide messenger RNA. The record is from the annotation of a GenBank genome assembly. NCBI's taxonomy places the organism in Eukaryota, Metazoa, Arthropoda, Insecta, Coleoptera, Chrysomelidae.
UGAUUUUAGUAAACGUGUUCUUUGCUUUGAGAUAAAACAACAAGCGGUAUAAAACCAAAAGCAAAGAUUCAAAAUAUAUUUUUCAGAGAAUUAAUUGCUUUGUAAUAGAAUAAAAAUGUCUAACUCUGUAACAAAUCUUGUGUGUGUCAACGAUUAUGAAGAAUAUGCCAAGGAGAAGUUAAAAAAUGGCAGCUUUGACUUUUAUAAUGGUGGAGCUGGACAACAAAGAACUUUGGAAUGGAAUAAAACUGAUUUUAGCAAAUAUCGCAUCAGACCAAAAUAUAUGCGCAACGUAAAAAAUAGAAAUUUAUCAACAAAUAUCUUGGGUAAGCCUGUAGCAGUUCCCGUAGGAAUAUCUCCCUCUGCUUUUCAGAAAAUAGCACACCCGGAUGGAGAAUGUGCUACUGCGAAAGCUGCUCAAGAUUCAGAAACCAUCUUGAUAUUAAGUUCACACUCUAAUUGUACCUUUGAAGAUGUCGCGAAAGCGGCACCAAAUGGAAGAAAAUGGCUACAAUUAUAUAUUUUCCGAAGCAGGGAAAUUACGAAAGAUUUUGUAAAAGAAGCAGAAAAAAAUGGAUACGAAGCAUUGGUAGUUACCGUGGAUUUUGCUUUAUAUGGUAUACAUUUAGGAGAUUUAAGAAGCCAGUUUAAGACGCCACCUCACCUAGAGUCGAUCAACUUUAACAAAUAUAAAGAUGGCAAGAAUGCAAUAAACUUUAUUGAUUUUUCGGAUCCAGAAGCCGAAUGGAGCUACAUUACUUGGUUAAAAACUAUCACUAAGCUACCAAUCGUAGUCAAAGGGGUCUUGACAGGUGAAGACGCUAUUGCAGCAGCAGAUGCAGGAGCUUCUGCUAUUCUCGUAUCGAACCAUGGCGGUAGACAACUAGAUACUCUUCCCUCAGCGAUAGAAGCAUUACCAGAAGUAGUAAAGGCAGUAGGAGAUAGAAUUGAAGUAUACAUGGACGGAGGAGUCAGAGAUGGCACUGAUGUAUAUAAAGCUCUAGGACUGGGAGCUAAAAUGGUGUUUGUUGGUAGACCUGCAUUGUGGGGUUUAACUCACGAUGGAGAAAAAGGUGUUAAGAAAAUUUUAGAGAUCCUAAAAAAGGAACUAGAAAAUGCAAUGGGAAUUACAGGAUGCUCAAAAAUAACCGAUAUAAAUAAAGAUCGAGUUGUUCAUGAAAGCUACUACGCAAGGCAAUGGUGAGAUUUCAGUAUAAACAUUUUUGAUACCAGUAUAGACACAGCAAUCAUCGACGUCGAGACCAAAAAAUUUACAACUAUUUAAGAAAAAACUUUAGUCUUUAAUUCAUUAAAUACAAAAAUACAUAUUUUAGUUUUAAUCCAUUUCCAUCAAUAAUAAUUAAGCAUAGUGUAAUUGUUCAGUAAAAAUAAAUAAACUUGUUUUUGCUU